GGGGGGGCGGGCCCCGGUGAUGGCGGAAGCGGAGGCCAAGAUGAAGCAGUUCAAUGGCGGCGGGGCCGGGCUGGACGCCGAGCGCGGCCGCUUCCCGUACUGCGUGGUGUGGACCCCCAUCCCCGUCCUGACAUGGCUCUUCCCCAUCAUUGGCCACAUGGGGAUCUGCACCUCGACUGGAGUCAUCCGGGACUUCGCCGGGCCCUACUUUGUCUCAGAAGACAACAUGGCAUUUGGGAAGCCGGUGAAGUACUGGAAACUGGAUCCCAGCAAAGUCUACUCCACCAGUCCCAACGCCUGGGACACGGCCGUACACGAUGCCUCGGAGGAGUACAAGCACCGCAUGCACAACCUUUGCUGUGAUAACUGCCAUUCUCACGUGGCUCUGGCCUUAAACUUGAUGAGAUACGAUAACAGCACCUCCUGGAACAUGGUGAAACUCUGCUUCUUCUCACUCCUGUAUGGGAAAUAUGUAAGCAUAGGGGGAUUUGUGAAGACCUGGCUUCCCUUUGUCCUCUUCUUGGGGGUGAUCGUGACCAUUGUCCUGACGCUUCAUCUGCGGUGAUGGCAGCUGUGAACUCCCCGUUCCGUGGGCACACGGAGGAAGAAACUGUGACUGAUCCAGCGAGACGGAGGCAUGGGACUCUGGGAGGCAUUUUUCUGGGAAAGGUGGCAACUCCACUUCAUUGUUUCAUCUUUGUUUCCUGGAACUGGCUUCUUUUCCUUCUGUUUUUGUUCUGUCGAUGGUGUCUCCCAGUGGCAGGGCUCCUGAAGCCUCCUGCUCUCUCUCCCUGAACGUGCUCCCUCUCUGCAAUUUGGUGGGUAGAAACGCAAUCAGGAGAGGAGAGAUGUGGGCACCUUUGCUUUCAUUGGGAAGCAAAACCACGAGGCAAACCCUGCCUCCUGGUUCAGGAGCACGAGCAGGUUCAUAAGGUUCUCUCUGAUCAUCUGGUUUCUUCCUCCUGGCAGACUUCAUCAGAUGCUUCCUCAGAUUUCCUGAGUCUCCACGAAGGAGUUGUUGGUUUCCCCGUUGCACGACUCUCCUGUAGCACAGGUUUCAAAAGUGGAGGUGCUGGGGACCUGGGGUGCCACAGCACUCGCUGAUGGUGUGUCCCCUCCCCAAACCCUGGGGGAGUGCCAGGAAGGUGGAUGCUCCUCUGAGGAGACACGCAGAGGAACGCUCUGUGGCAGGGCAAACUCAUCUGGUCCUGCUGGUGAGCCCAGAAAGGCAGGAAAGUCGAUGGACUGGCUUGGGUAGGGCUCAUGGCAGUCUGCACACUUUUCGAUAGCCUGUUCCAGAGUUGGGAGUCUACUGCUAAGUCCCUUUUAGCUCGUGCCAGGAUUAAAAAAAAAAAAAUCCAGCUUCCCUGCUUCUGCCUGUGCUCUGUGAAUAUGUAAUAUUGUUGUCACACGUCUCACCAGCUGCUUUCUUCCCUUUGAUCCCUGGUACUUUGUGUGUCGCAGCAAACCUGAGCCUGCAGCGGUGGCAGCAGCAGCAGGUCCGUGUUUUUGGGGCCAGAAGCUUUAGCAGAGCAGCACCUGAGACCUGAGCUUAGUUUGGACCAUCAGAGAUUAAAAAAAAAUAUGUGAAGGGUCUGGAAAGUUGUGUUUGAGGUGUUCAGUUUAGCAGCAGCAAACUGGGACACUGGUUUUUUGUGACUGGUUCCAGGAUGGUGAACAAGGAGGUGUGUUUGCUUCCUCGGCGUGCUUUGAAGAGCACACCUGGGGUAAAAAGUGCUUUGUAGGACUGGCUUUGAUGUGAGAAAUGCUGGUUUGGCAGCGUUGCAGGGGGGGCUGAUGGCCCUUUUGAGCCCUGGAUCGGGCAGGAGGAGGUAGUUGGGGGGGUAGGUUGUUCUUGAGCACUAGGCAGGAAGUGAAUUUGGACGUGACCCAGAGCCUCUUCCAGGGUGAGGGGUCCCGGUCUGUGCUUGCUGAGGCUCUGGCCUGCAGAUGGUGUUUUCUGGGAGGCUCUGAGCCAGGUGGCUUUUU
Molecule: messenger RNA, 1989 nt
Organism: Calidris pugnax (ruff)
Lineage: Eukaryota; Metazoa; Chordata; Aves; Charadriiformes; Scolopacidae
Gene: TMEM222
Product: transmembrane protein 222
Exons: 6
Coding region: 20-565 (181 amino acids)
Source: RefSeq, a predicted model, not a curated record